AUGCUCUCCGCCCGCCCCGUCGACCCCGUCCCCGUCGCCCUCCCAGUUUCCCCCGCCCUCGACGCCUCCAACUCACCCGGGCUCCGUCACUCCCCAUCCACACACUCCAGACUCUCAUCCCCCAAAACCGACCAUCCACCCUCUCCAUCUCCCUGGAACGCUCAGCCCGUCGAUCCACCCGCCAUUUCAGUACAGGCGGCCACACCCUCUCCGCGUCCGCCAGCACCGCAUACACCCGCGCGACGUUCUCCGGAUAUGCUUUCCACAGAUAGCCUAAAGCAGGUCCAGACUCCAUCCCCAUCGAGCCGCCCAGCUCCGCUGAUCUCGACAGAAUUGCCUCCCAAGCAGUCCCAUUCUCCUCCUUCCGCCAUGUCGGACUGUCCUUCGACCGACCCACUACCACCCAUCUCGCCGUCUGCACCUCGCUUUCCAUCCUUCCAGCGCAAGAGUAGUCAGCAGCUCCGACAACCAAUGACUCCGAGCACUCCGAGCACCGCAGCAUCAUCCCCACACCGCCUUUCUCCUGACCCGGAAUUGGCUCCAUCUACUCUACAGACUGCCAUUCACCCUCACAACACUCCCCCGUCUAGCUCGGGCACCGUCAAGAAUGGAAAGCAUCAUCCGGGCCCCCUCCACGACCUGCGGCGAUUCCUCAAUAACCAUAUACCUCAUUCGCUUUCCCAGCCACCAAGUGCCUCGUCAGGCCACUCGUCUGCUCUCGCUACUCCGGCCGAGCCGCACCAGCUCCCCGUCGAUCACCGACGCGCCGUCAACUUUGAUCAGUCGGCAUUACUCCAUGUACCUCCUGCGGUCGCGACAUCCGGCACGUCUGCAACGGAGCCCACGCCUACCAGCGCGUUGCUUCCCUCUGAUAUUGAAGGGAAACACAGGACCGACCGUCGCUUUUCGACUUUUUUGCGCGGCCAUAAGGACAAGAAGGACAAGAAUGACGAGAGUAGGAAGAAGGUGAGGGUGAAAGAUGAGAAAGAGUCUAAGCAUAUGGGUGAGAAGCACGCUGUAAAGACACCAUCCACCGGCGCGUCCUCGGUUGCUGCGACCAGCAUCAAGGUGUCGACGCGCUCGCCGCCGCGCACCAUUAAUUCGCAGUCCAGCACACAGGCCUCGGGCUCUAGUUCUGGCUCUGGUUCAGCUGGCUCUGCGUCUGGUUCGUCGUCGAAGCAUCCCGCCACCACCAAUACGAAUGGGGCCCCUAGCACCACUGCUCAUAGUGCCGCUGCCCGUAGCACCGCUGGCCUCAGCACCGCUGCCCUUAGCACCGCUGUUCACACACCAGUUCAUCUGAAUGGCAUCCCCUCUCUGUCAUCUGCGACACACGCGCAUCUGUCUAAGAAGUACGGGAAGUGGGGCCGCGUACUUGGGUCAGGUGCGGGUGGCACUGUGCGUUUGAUCAAGGCGUCGACCAAGAAUGGCGGAACGACGUAUGCUGUGAAGGAGUUUCGUCCAAAGCGCCACGGGGAGUCCGAGCGCGAGUACCAGAAGAAGGUUACAGCCGAGUUCUGCGUGGGCAGCACGUUAAAGCACCCCAACAUCAUUGACACGGUCGAUAUCGUCACUGAUCAUGGGCAUUAUUAUGAAGUGAUGGAGUAUGCGCCGUACGAUCUCUUUAGCGUGGUGAUGUCUGGGCAUAUGACGCGCCCGGAGAUAUACUGCGUUUUCCGCCAGAUUUGCGACGGUGUCGAGUAUCUGCACUCGCUAGGGCUCGCGCACCGUGACCUGAAGCUCGACAACUGUGUUAUGACUACACAGAACGUCGUGAAGUUAAUCGACUUCGGCACAGCGACAGUCUUCCAUUACCCUGGCAAGAAGACGACGCUCGCAUCAGGUAUCGUUGGGUCAGAUCCCUACCUUGCGCCUGAGGUGCUGAGUCAGGAUGAGUAUGACCCACGCAAGACCGAUGUGUGGAGUCUCGCCAUCAUCUUCAUGUGCAUGGUGCUGCGCCGGUUCCCGUGGAAGAUCCCAGAUUCCAAAUCAGACCCCAGCUUCCGUUCGUUCGUUACUGCCCACCCUGACCUUUCCAAGAAGCCAGAGACUCAAGCCAUCGAGGACACACAGGACAAGGACACGCUCGCUCUCCCUACGCCCACUCCAGGGCCAGCCUCCCGUGGCUCGACCGCGCCGAACUCCGCCGCCCCGUCCUUUAUCGAGCCCGACCUUUCUCCCUGUAGCUCCGCCGGCAGCUCUCCCGACGACUCCGCGCUGGGCAAGCCCCAUGUGCGCUCGGGCGUGCUCUCGCGCUCGACCGCGACGCUCCCGACGAUGCUCAGUCUCGGGAUGACCCCGCACGCCCCUCCCGAGGGCGAGGACAUGGACCCUUCCGUGCGCACGUUCGCGCGCCCCGGCACGUCGACGGAGUCACUUCCCGACCAGGCGUCGCCCAUGUUCUUCCGCGGACACGCGCACAGUCCCCUCCACGAGAGUCUCCCUGAGGCGUCGCCUCUCCGUUCUCCGCGCGUCCGUGCGACUACCCUCAGUGGCCUGGCCAUGACUCCCUUGAGGGACCCCUUUCCUGCGACUGUCGCUGCGACGGAUGAACCGCAAGCAGUCGGGCGGGAGGCCGUUCCGGAAAAGCAUGUCAUUGUCCCGGAGAAGCAUGUCAUUGUGCCGGAGAAGCACAACAUCGCUCUGGGAAGGUAUGACAGCAUGCGGGACAAGCACGACGGCUUGAGGGAUAAGCACGACGGCCUGAGGGGAAAGCAUGACGGUGUUAAGGAGAAGGAACACGGUACGGAUGACAUCAGGCGCACGGCGCUCGCCAAGGCCGCGCACGUCCAGGAGGCCGUCACCGUCGCACACCAUUCUGAGCCGGAGACAUCUCGGUCUGCGGACAAGAAGGAGGAGAAGAAGCCGUCGACGAGCCCGACCAGCAAAGCCAUGAACGGCGACAGCUCUCGCCGCCAGCGUCAGCGUGUAGACAGCCGCGCAUCUGUCGCCACGUUCCACACUGGUGGCGCAGAGUCGAUCUUCCGCCUUCUCCCUCGCGAAUCGCGCUCUGCGAUCCGCCGUAUGAUGUUUGUCGAGCCUAGCGCGCGCUGCACGCUCACUGAUCUCCUGUACGGUCGCGGCCGUUCGAAUGAUCUCCUUUGUGGCUGCAACUCGCACGACAAGGACAGCCCGCGCUGUGCAGACCACGUCCACGAGCCUCAGGAUGAGGACGCUGGGGACGAGUGGCUGACGGGCAUUGUUGCGUGCUCGGUGGAGGGCGUUAAGCCCACCCACACCCACAUCAAAGUCCCCAUGGACGAUAAGCAGAAGAACCGGCGAUUUUUCUAG
Messenger RNA from Sparassis crispa, 3291 nucleotides. RefSeq lists its product with no specific name. The record is from RefSeq and is a predicted model, not a curated record. Gene Ontology annotation, molecular function: ATP binding; protein serine/threonine kinase activity. The transcript is spliced from 3 exons. The coding region runs from base 1 to 3291 and encodes 1096 amino acids. Gene Ontology annotation, biological process: protein phosphorylation; intracellular signal transduction. Lineage: Eukaryota; Fungi; Basidiomycota; Agaricomycetes; Polyporales; Sparassidaceae.